AUGGAGCCAGAAGCCUUAGAAAUUUGCCCUUACAACCCUCACCACCGAGUCCCACUGAGCAGAUUUCAGUACCACCUGGCAUCCUGCAGGAGAAAGAACCCCAAGAAAGCCAAAAAGAUGGCCAGCUGCAAAUACAACGCCUGCCACGUGGUCCCCAUCAAAAAGCUGGAGGAGCACGAGGCUGCCUGCGUCAACAGAAGCACAGUGGAGGAGGAGGACAGCUUGCACCCCCUGAAAGUUAGCCUUCCAAGUUCAGAGCAGAAUGGAAAUGCCCCUCAGACUUUUGUUCCCCAAAAGCUUGUUUGUGAAAGCGACACAAGAGAGUCAGAGAGAGAGGCCCACCCCCCAUCCCUGACCACCCCCCAGAAGACCCUCAGACCAGGAGAGUAA
Messenger RNA from Neomonachus schauinslandi (Hawaiian monk seal), 390 nucleotides. It is a transcript of the gene GTSF1L, whose product is annotated as gametocyte specific factor 1 like. The coding region runs from base 1 to 390 and encodes 129 amino acids. The record is from RefSeq and is a predicted model, not a curated record. The transcript is spliced from 2 exons. NCBI's taxonomy places the organism in Eukaryota, Metazoa, Chordata, Mammalia, Carnivora, Phocidae.